Molecule: messenger RNA, 510 nt
Organism: Daktulosphaira vitifoliae (grape phylloxera)
Lineage: Eukaryota; Metazoa; Arthropoda; Insecta; Hemiptera; Phylloxeridae
Exons: 5
Coding region: 1-510 (169 amino acids)
Source: RefSeq, a predicted model, not a curated record
AUGGGAUGUUUGGUUGAUGGCUUGAAAUUGUUAGACGUACGAAUUAACAACCAUACAUUGUUGGGUAGUAGCACAACAUUGACUUGCAUCUAUGAUUUGGAAGGUGAAACUUUAUAUUCUGUCAAAUGGUACAAAGAUGGUGAUGAAUUUUUCAGAUAUCUUCCAAAAAGUAAACCAGAGAUACAAGUUUUUGAACAAAAGGGAAUUCACAUAGACAUUGAUAAAUCAAAUUCUAAUGAAGUUGUACUAGACUCCUUACAGUUGUCGAGCAGCGGUUCUUAUAGAUGUGAAGUAUCAGCGGAAGCACCGUCGUUUCAAACUGUUGCUCAAGAAAGAGAUAUGUUGACUGUCGCGCUACCUGAAAGUCCACAAAUAAGUGGUCUUCAAUCCGAAUAUAUUGUCGGAGAAAUAGUCAAUGCUAAUUGUACGCUAAAUCAUGCAUUACCACUUCAACCGCAACUUGUAUGGUACAUAAAUAACAAAAAGAUAUUCUUUGUUAGAAAUCCUUAA